Trichogramma pretiosum is the source of this 1209-nucleotide messenger RNA. RefSeq names its product ankyrin-3-like. Gene Ontology annotation, biological process: protein localization to ciliary inversin compartment. NCBI's taxonomy places the organism in Eukaryota, Metazoa, Arthropoda, Insecta, Hymenoptera, Trichogrammatidae. Gene Ontology annotation, molecular function: protein binding. The coding region runs from base 1 to 1209 and encodes 402 amino acids. The record is from RefSeq and is a predicted model, not a curated record. The transcript has a single exon. Gene Ontology annotation, cellular component: ciliary inversin compartment.
AUGAUCGGACAACAACGCAAUUGCAUCGGGCGGGCAGCAGGUAAUGCACCGAUACACUUCAAUCUGUACUCAUAUGAUAAGGCAACGUUUGCAUCGCUACUGAGAAGUGGCGCCAUUCCGAACUUGCCAAACAAGGAUGGAUUGACUGCUCUGCACUAUAUAUGCAAGGAAGCCGAUGACGACGAUGUGUUCUUGAUGAAGCUGUUAUUCGAGAUCAGCGACAGUAGACAUCAGCUGGAUCAUGUCAAUACUCAGGACAAUUCGGGCAAGACACCAUUAUAUUAUGCUACGACCAACUGUUGUAAACCAAAAAUGAUCCAAAUGCUGCUGAAAAGAGGGGCCAACCCGAAUUUGGCCGACGUGGAGGGAUUGACACCACUGCACAAAAUUUGCCUCAGAUUCGACGAUGAUAACUGCGUGGACGAUUUUUUUAAGUUCUGCGACGAUAACCAUCAGCUUGUGCAGGUCGAUGCUCGAGACAAGUUGGAUCGGACACCUUUACACUGCGCCGUGAUGAGUUUUUUGCCGCAUGUGGUCGAUGUACUCUUGGAUCGUGGAGCUGAUCUGACCAGUUUUGUUUUCCCAACUGAGAGUGAAUUUGAGACGGAGAACGGGCCCCGAUUUAAAUCAAAACUAGCUUUCGGUGCUGUGGGCGUCGUAGAAAGUCUUGAGAAGAAAGGAUACAAACUGAACGACGGCGACGCUCUAACGAUCAUGAAACUUUUCGCCAAAUACGAAUUGUUUGGGAAAUCAACGGAUAUGGAAAAAAUGUUGCACGAUAACGAGGAGUUUGUGAAUAAAGUAAAAAAUUUGCUGGUAUUUCCGAGGAUAAAGCUCGAUAAUGAGAAGAAAAGAGAAGCGAGAAAAAUCAAAAAGCGAUUAAAAAGUCCGAUUUUGUCGCUCUAUGACUUGUUAUCACAACCCGAAGAGGCGAAAAAACAAUACGCAUAUAAAGACUUCUUCAGCCUAGGGUUUUCGGCAUGGUGCGUUAAUAACAAACAUUUUAAGGAGGCCCACGCUCUGCAUCUGUGCGAAAAAAUGUCGAGGAGAUUUUUUCUUCGCUAUGCGUUAUAUCCAUUCUUGGAGUUGAUUCACUAUCGGUUUCCAAUUGAAAUGUGUGAAAUUGUCAUGAAACAUCUGAAGAACCAAGAUUUGUACAAUAUUUGCUUGGCGGUUAGUUGUCUACGUGAUAAGGGCAAUACAAAAUAA